This is a messenger RNA of Acanthosepion pharaonis, 1083 nucleotides long. The record is from the annotation of a GenBank genome assembly. NCBI's taxonomy places the organism in Eukaryota, Metazoa, Mollusca, Cephalopoda, Sepiida, Sepiidae.
AUGUCUUACAUCCAAACUCACAUCUCACAUAGAUUUACUAUUAUAUAUUUUCAUAUAUACACUCACAUUCACACAUCUAAUCAAUCUGUUCUUAUCUACCUAUCUAUCUGUUCAUAUGUAUUUAUUUAUCUCACUCUUCAUAUAUAUCUAUCUAUCUCAAUGUUCAUAUCUAUCUCUCUCACUGUCCAUAUCUGUUUUCUAUCUAUCCUGUUCAUAUGUAUUUAUCUAUCUAUCUAUCUAUCUAUCUCACUCUGUUCUUAUCUACCUAUCUAUCUGUUCAUAUGUAUUUAUUUAUCUCACUCUUCAUAUGUGUUUCUCUAUCUCACUAUCCAUUUCUAUCUAUCUAUCUAUCUAUCUAUCUAUCUAUCUAUCUAUCUAUCUAUCUCACUCUGUUCUUAUCUACCUAUCUAUCUGUUCAUAUGUAUUUAUUUAUCUACCAUAUGUGUUUCAUAUCUCAUAUCCAUUUCUAUCUAUCUAUCUAUCUAUCUAUCUAUCUAUCUAUCUAUCUCAUGUUCUUAUCUACCCAUUCAUCUGUUCAUAUGUAUUUAUUUAUGUCAUCUUCAUAUGUAUCCAUCCAUUUCUAUCUAUCUAUCUAUCUAUCUAUCUAUCUAUCUAUCUAUCUCACUCUGUUCUUAUCUAUCUAUCUGUUCAUAUGUAUUUAUUUAUCUCACCUUCAUAUGUGUUUCUUAUCAUCCAUUUCUAUCUAUCUAUCUAUCUAUCUAUCUGUAUCUAUCUAUCUAUUUACUCUGUUCUUAUCUACAUAUCUAUCUGUUCAUAUGUAUUUAUUUAUCUCAUCCUUCAUAUGUUCUCUUUCUCUUCUCUAUCCAUUUCUAUCUAUCUAUCUAUCUAUUAUCUAUCUAUCUAUCUAUCUAUCUGUUCUUAUCUACCCAUCUAUCUGUUCAUAUGUAUUUAUUUAUCUCAUCUUCAUAUGUGUUUUCUAUCUCACUAUCCCAUUCUAUCUAUCUAUCUAUCUGUCUGUCUCAGUCUGUUCAUAUCUACUUAUCUAUCUCAGUCCAUUCUGAUCUAAGUAGUAUCUAUCUCUUCAUCUUAUUGUGCAAUAGCUUUUGUUGUGCAAUAGCUUAG